Lotus japonicus is the source of this 980-nucleotide messenger RNA. RefSeq names its product probable NAD(P)H dehydrogenase subunit CRR3, chloroplastic. NCBI's taxonomy places the organism in Eukaryota, Viridiplantae, Streptophyta, Magnoliopsida, Fabales, Fabaceae. The record is from RefSeq and is a predicted model, not a curated record. The transcript has 3 exons. Bases 98 to 604 code for a protein of 168 amino acids. Gene Ontology annotation, biological process: photosynthetic electron transport in photosystem I. Gene Ontology annotation, cellular component: chloroplast thylakoid membrane; NAD(P)H dehydrogenase complex (plastoquinone).
GACCUAGUGAGUUGCAGAUAUCUGGUGGUGUGAUCUUAUCAUCUGCAUGAAGCGUUAAACACAGUCAUUGGAGCCACUCACACAAAACUCACUCGCCAUGUAUUGCUUAUCAAUAAAGAAACCCAUUGUUGCCAGUUCCACUCUUCCCCCUAAACCCGAUUCUUCUUCUUCUCCUCCGCAACAAAUCAACCCCAAUCCCCCAAAACCACCUUCUUCCGCCGCCGGAAAACCCCCAAUUUCCUCUUUACCGCGAAACAGGCUCCGCCGUCGACUGCCACAACCCUCCGUCAUCCGAAUGGAACGCAUCGUCGGCACCGGAAGCUUCCGAGACGGCGAACCCGAGCCCAGAGAUUCAGACGUAAGGAAGACUAUUUUUGACUUGUUCUUGGGGCAAGCAUUUGAAGGGCCGGUUGAGAAGAAGCUGAGAGAAACAGGAGAGUGGGUGGCUGCCAAUAGCGAGGCCAGAUUGCGUUCCGCUGGAAAAGGGACUCUAAUGUUCAUGUUUGUGUGGAUGCUACCAAUUUGGGCUAUAUUACUCAUAUUAGCUACUGGAACCAUCAAGUUACCAUUCAGUAGCCCUUUUCUUGAUGAGAUCCUCUUGUGAGCAUAGACCAGCUGCUUUUUGUAGAUUCAGUGGUAGUAAAUUACUUAAAAGUUCAAUGGAGCACUAAUAUUCCAUAUAAUUGUAUUUAGUAGUUAUAGCAAUCUCACAUAUAUUCCGAAAGCCCAUUUUUAUAAUGCCCAGCAUCAAUUAUAUGUGUACAUAUCCUACAUGGAUGUUUUCACUUACAUCCUUAUUAAGCUAUAGUUGUUGAUAAUCUGCUGCUGGCUAGGAAUCUAUCUUCAGGCUGCACUGUUCUAGUUGAUAUUUUCUUAAUUGUAGUUAUCGCACUGUGAGAUGCAAAGUUUGAAUAUGCAAGCUGAAAUUGAAUGAGAAAUAUGAACAGCAAACUGCAUUUCAUUAGUAAAUUUAUUUAUAA